UCAUUACAGAUGCAUAAACCAUAUAAAGGUUUGAUAGAUCCAUCAGGAUAUAAUUAUGGAGGCUAAAGUUUGAUGUGGUUUGAAAAAUAUAAUCAUCGAGAAUAUCUAAAUAAAGUCAAAGCAUGGCCAUUAAAUCAUAUGAAAUAUUUAGAAAAUGAAUACCCUAUUCAAGAAUCUAAAUAUUAACCAUACAAAAAUCCAUUAUCUAGUGAAUCAGUCACUUUUAUUAAACCUAAAAGUGAAAUAGUACCAGAAAAUAAACCACAUUUUUUUAGAAGAGUAUAAAGUUCAAUUGAUCCAGGUUUAUAAUAAACUCUUCAUUAACCUAAUUAAAUGUGGCCUAAACAUAAAAAAUACAGAGAAAAAACAUCUGGAUAAUAUUUAUAAUAUUUAAAUCCAAAUAAUGAUCCAUAUGGUUAUAAAGAAUGUAUUUACAAUAAUUAUUAAAGCAAAAAUAAGAACUAAAAAUGAUCGAAAAGGUCUAUCAUAUGCAUCAAAUUUAAUGAAAUUCACUUUUAAAGAGGAAACCAUACUUUAAGAAUUUGAUAAAUAUUUCUAAAGAAAAAUCAACUCUGGAGAAACAAUUACAAUCGAAAUAAUUUAAUCGAUAGUAAUAUAACUAGGAUAAUAAUUUAAAAUCAAAUCUUUAGACACAUUCUCUAAAUUAUUUAAUCAUAUUUCGAAAUAAUGUUAACUAUCUUUAAAAGACUAUGAAUUAAUGUACACAAAUGUGCUCUCUAAAUUGGGUUGA
This is a messenger RNA of Paramecium sonneborni, 751 nucleotides long. NCBI's taxonomy places the organism in Eukaryota, Ciliophora, Oligohymenophorea, Peniculida, Parameciidae. The record is from the annotation of a GenBank genome assembly.